Molecule: messenger RNA, 3200 nt
Organism: Haliotis rubra (blacklip abalone)
Lineage: Eukaryota; Metazoa; Mollusca; Gastropoda; Lepetellida; Haliotidae
Product: DNA replication licensing factor mcm4-A-like
Biological process (GO): mitotic DNA replication initiation; double-strand break repair via break-induced replication; DNA strand elongation involved in DNA replication
Cellular component (GO): MCM complex; nucleus
Molecular function (GO): ATP binding; single-stranded DNA helicase activity; single-stranded DNA binding
Source: RefSeq, a predicted model, not a curated record
GCGAAAUAUAUCACGUGACAGCUUUGUGUGUAUUUCGCGGGAAAGUGUGUCGUGGAAGAGAGGUAGUACGAUUCGAAAUAGCUAAGAGAAAACAUGUCAUCCCCUACAACACCACGUCGACGUAGCAAGCGAGGUCGCAGCUCUGAGCCUGGCAGCCCCACUGAGAGUGAAGACGCAGGGCAGAGAACACCAUCUCGUAGAAGUGCACGGUCUGGCGCUAGUACACCCUCUUCCACACGAGGCAGUGCCAAGAAGUCUGCCAAGAAGACUGGAGAGGGUUCAUCCCCACCGUCCCGCGGGCGCCGAAUGGAUGCCUCCCCUGGCAGCGACCUCGCACCCAUGCCAUCCUCACCCCCCUCCGGGCAGGCUGGGGACGAGAGUCUGUUCUCAAGUCCAAAGAAUGGCAUUCCUACAAGUGAGAUUGAUUUGAGCUCUCCUCUGAAUUACGGCACCCCAAGUUCCCGGGGCGGUAUUGGCACGCCCCGCACACCCGGGCUCGGUCAGACCCCAGUCAGGCACCGAUCAGACAUACGGAGCAGCAAGAAAAUGAAACAAGUGGCCAUUGGAGGGUCCGAACCAUCUGAACCCACUCGUGUGACCAGCGAGCUUGGCACAGACUCGAACAGCGGACCGCAGUUGGUUAUCUGGGGAACUGAUGUAGACAUUGAACAGUGCAAGGACAAGUUCAAGCGGUUCAUCACCAAAUACAUCGACCAUGACGUCGCCCAGCAGGUCGCAGACGAUGAGCAGUUUGCAGGGAUGGAUAUUAAUGAACCAUACUAUCUGCAGAGAUUGGCUGAGGUACAGAUAAUCGGAGAGCCAUUCCUGAACAUCAACAGCAAGCACUUGCAGGAGUUUGAUGCUGAGAUAUACCGUCAGCUGGUCAACUACCCGCAGGAAGUCAUUCCCACAUUCGAUAUGGCCGUCAACGAAAUGUUUUUUGAAAAAUACCCAGAUGCUGUUCUUAACCAUACAAUCCAAGUCCGACCAUUUAAUUCGGAAAAAACGAAAAACAUGAGAUCACUUAAUCCUGAAGAUAUUGACAAGUUGCUGACAAUUGGCGGAAUGGUGAUCCGACUGUCGUCUCUGAUCCCUGAAAUGAGAGAAGCGUUCUUCCGAUGCCAUGUGUGUUCCAGCACCAAGUCUGUGGAGAUCGACCGUGGCCGUAUCUCCGAGCCGACUCUCUGUGCCAACUGUAACACCAACCACUCCUUCACCCUGGUACACAACCGCUCUCAGUUCAGCGACAAACAGAUGAUCAAGCUCCAGGAAUCUCCAGAGGACAUGCCCCCUGGUCAGACUCCCCACACAAUUAUCUUGUACGCCCACAACGACUUGGUAGACCGUGUCCAGCCUGGCGACAGGGUGACCGUCACCGGUAUCUACAGAGCCACCCCUCUAAGGGUCAACCCCAAGAUGAGGAAUGUGAAGUCUGUGUACAAGACCCACAUCGAUGUUGUCCACUUCCGUAAGGUGGAUCAGAAGAGGCUGAGGGAGGUGGAUGACGAUGAAGGCAAUGAAGCCCGAUUCCCUGAAGAGAGAAUCGAACUGAUCAAGGAGCUGUCAAAGAAGUCUGAUGUGUACGAGAGACUGGCAAGGGCUAUAGCUCCUAGCAUCUAUGAAAACGAAGACAUCAAGAAGGGCAUCCUGAUGCAGUUGUUCGGUGGAUGUCGGAAGGAUUUCACUAACUCUGGCAGGGGGAAGUUCAGAUCUGAGAUCAACAUCUUGCUGUGUGGUGACCCCGGUACCAGCAAGUCACAACUCCUGCAGUAUGUUCACAACCUGGUACCUCGAGGUCAGUACACCUCUGGCAAGGGGUCAAGUGCUGUUGGUCUCACAGCUUAUGUCACAAAGGACCCUGAGACAAGACAGUUGGUUCUUCAAACUGGUGCCCUGGUGUUGAGUGACAAUGGAGUGUGUUGUAUCGACGAGUUCGACAAGAUGAACGACAGCACUCGCUCCAUUCUUCAUGAAGUUAUGGAGCAGCAGACAUUGUCCAUUGCCAAGGCCGGCAUUAUCUGCUCCCUGAACGCAAGGACAUCCAUCCUGGCCGCAGCCAAUCCUGUCGACUCCCAGUGGAACAAGAACCGCACCAUCACUGAGAACAUCCUUCUGCCACACACCCUGCUGUCCAGAUUUGAUCUGAUCUUUUUGAUCUUGGACCCUCAGGACGAGCUGUACGACAGACGACUGGCCAAUCAUCUUGUAUCUCUCUACUUCAAGAGCCCAGAAGAUUCACAAGAUGAACACCUGGACAUGUCCAUACUAAAGGACUACAUCGGUUAUGCCAAGCGCUACAUCAACCCCCGGAUAGAUGAGGAUGCUGGCCAGGCCUUCAUCCAGGCCUACGUGGAGAUGAGGAAGGUGGGCAGCAGCAGGGGACAGGUGUCCGCCUACCCCCGGCAGCUGGAGUCUCUUAUCCGAUUGGCUGAGGCUCAUGCCAGAAUGAGGCUGUCUGAGACCGUGGAGGUGGCAGAUGUGGAAGAAGCUCGCAGACUCUAUAAGGAAGCUUUGAAGCAGGCUGCUGUCGACCCGUCGACCGGCAAGAUCGACAUCUCCAUCCUCACCACUGGCAUCAGCGGCGCUGCUCGGAAGCUCAAGGCAGAGGUGGCACAGGUGCUGAAGAAACUGAUUCAGUCCAAGGGGAAGGUUCCUAGUCUCAAACAUGGCAAGCUGUACGAAGACUUCAGGGACAAGUCCGACAUUCCAAUCACACGAGACAUGUUUGAUGAAGCUCUCAAAGAACUCCAAGAUGAAGACUUCCUUAUCGUCACCAACAAGGUCAUUCGACUGUGCACAUAACUGCCAUGAGAUUGUUACAAGGUUCAACCAGAAUUUGGACCAGUUACAAUGUGACGUCACAUUUAAGUGUAAAUAACCGGAAAGUGGUGAUGGUUCUCCAAGCUGCCUUUCCCUGUACAGAACUGAUCAUGAAUAUUUGGAUGUUCUCCCAGAUACCAAUUGCAUUUACUUGUAUAGAAACUGUUACUGAACUUAAUAGAUAUUUGAAUGUUUAUUGAUAUUAAACUUGUUUGUAUAGACGUUUAUUAUGGAUGAAGUAUUGUUUAACUUGUUCUCAGAUACCAACAUUGCAUUUAGCUGUAAAGUACCUGGACAUUCUGUAUCUGUACAUAGCUGUACAUCCAAGCUCGUUAUUUUCCUGUAAAAGUGCUGAUAAGAAUAAAUGACAUUUUUAUGGA